Xylona heveae TC161 is the source of this 1867-nucleotide messenger RNA. RefSeq lists its product as hypothetical. Gene Ontology annotation, molecular function: acyltransferase activity, transferring groups other than amino-acyl groups. The record is from RefSeq and is a predicted model, not a curated record. Bases 91 to 1473 code for a protein of 460 amino acids. NCBI's taxonomy places the organism in Eukaryota, Fungi, Ascomycota, Xylonomycetes, Xylonales, Xylonaceae. The transcript has a single exon.
AUCAAUUAAGUCUUCUGUCUAAUUAGAAUUGUAUUUAUAUAUUUUCAUUUCCUAUCCGAGAAGUAAUCAUACAUACAGAUCUCAACAACAAUGGCAGCUACAACACCAGAACCUUCACCCGCGGGGCCAUCAUCACUGCCCCGCAUAUAUUUCCAUCCUCCCUCAGGCAGUUCCGUUUUGCCUCUGCUGAAACCCUUACUCCCAUACUCACUAACUCUUCUGCGCCGAAUUCAAUUCCAUGCGCGAUCUCCGCAUUCCUACAUUCUUGCAUCUUUCCCUCCGCCGCUGAUUGGCAGGACGCUUACGACAGAGGUCGCGUCUACUACGUUCCCACUGACCCCAAAAUCAUUACCAUCGCAUUUUGUUAUUGCUUUCGUUGAUCGGUCCCGCGGGCCGGAGACGGAAAUGUGGUUCUUCACCUCAUUGGAGUUGCCCGAGGGGUGGAAGGACAGAAUAGACAGCACGGAAUCUCUUGGAUCAUGGGACGAUAUCCUCGCCAGAGCGGGGCUUAGUGAAUCCGCUGCUACAAACGAAGAUGGCGGGAUCGGACUCGGACGCGGAGGCGUCUGGGGUCUGGGGAACGAGGAUGGCAAGUGGGACGAUUUGUAUCACGACCAUGAAAUUCGUCAGAGUCAAUCAAAUGGUCUAUCAAAUGGUGCCGCCGCUGCGGAAACACAACGGCCCCUGCUGAACGCAGACUCGAACAACACUUCCGACGAAGAAGCCGCACAGAUUGUCAGAAGCCAGCUCCUAUCUCUAUUCAAAAUCGUCCGUGACCUUCCUCCAUCUACUAAGCCUGACGUCGAAGCGGAAAAGGCUGCAGCCUCCGCAACUCUUGAAGCAGAUGGCGUGCACAUCUCUUCCCCCAACGACACCUCUCAGGAGAACCCACAAGCAGAGCAACCUCCAUUACGAGACUAUCCAAUUAUUCUCGUUGGCGCAAUCCAUGCCCGGAACAUUGCCGCCUUGAAACCCACGGGGAUUUUCACGCGGUACACUGUCCCCAACCACAAAUACCUAUUCCACAUUCCAUCUCUUCGCGCCGCAAGGGCUCUUCCAGACAAUCUCGAAUUCGGGCCUGUUCGGGAGCAAUUCUUCCCUCAAGUGCGCAGUCGGACGGCGAUUGCGCGACUGGAUCGGACCCUGAGGAUAUGUCAAAGCUUGGGGGUUUAUGAGAAGCAUUCUCCCUCUGAGGAAUCGACCGAAAAUUCACCACUAGUUGCAUGGGCCUUCCUCGGCCCAGAUUCCUCCAUAAUGUCACUCACUACCGAGAAAGCGUAUCGGGGCCGUGGUCUCGCCAAAGCGCUGACAGUAAAUUUGAUCAGCCAGAAGAUGAGCACGUUUGGCGACGAGCCGUUUGGGCAUUCGGAUGUCACCUUUGAUAACGAGACGAGUAUUCGCGUGGCGAGAAGCCUUGGAGGGGUGUACUGCUGGACAGUAUAUUGGGCCGAGGUUGAUCUUGAACGGAUCUGAUUAUAAGGUAUAGAGUCUGUUGUUUAGUACUCUACCGUUUUACAAGAAGUCUUCUAUAUAGACCGCGAAUUAUAAGACUUAGCGGAUUUUUUUUGUUCUUUUUACAUCUUUGUCUGUCCUUUGUUCGCUUUUGUUUUCCCUUCUAAUUUACAUAUAAUCAUAAGAGGUGUUAUUUAUUGGAUUCAUAGGAGAGGCACCGACGGGUCAGAAGAACUUGAUGAUAUGUUAUGCAGUACAUUUGUAAAAUUAUAGAAUAUUAUCCAUGGGAUAAAACGAGAGCUGGGGUUUCUUUGAGCUACUUCGGGGUACAGAGUGGGAUGAGACAGUUCACAGCUCUGUUCUAGAGCGGGUCUGCAUGUUGGUUCAUGUAUUGGAAAUAUGUGUACUUUUUCAC